AUGGAUGAGCUGACAGUCAAGAAGGGAGAUCAGGGAGUGCUGCGCUUUGAUCUUCAUGGAAACCAGGAUCACUGCAAGUAUGGCGGACUCAGUCAUUCAGCUACAGAUCCGCUCUGUGCACUGUGGAGACUGAAGAUCUGCCUCGGUCCAGUGGCUGAUGUUUUAGUCCUGAUGGCCGUUCAAGCUGACGACAGUAACUUUGCUGUCUCAGGUGCAGUUUCCCUUCACAUUGUUCCAAACAAAGUUCAGUUCUUUGAAUACGAGUCGGUCUCUGUACGCUGUGAGGCCGAUAACAGCAUCUCUGAAUGGAGCGUGAAGUGGAAGCCCCAUAAAAUAACCAACUCUACCCACACAUCAAACACAUCGGCAUCACCCUACAGCAUUAAUCUCACCUUUGAAAAACACAGUGGAGAAUACUGGUGUGAAAAUGAAGAUGGAGAACGAAGUGAGGCUGUUAACAUCACUGUGACCGCUGGUUUUGUCAUCUUGGAAAGUCCGACACACCCCGUGAUAGAGGGAAAUGAGGUGACCUUCAAUUGUACAAACAAGAAAACUCAGUCAGGACACAUAACUGACUUCUACAAAGACGGCGUUCCUCUCGGUACCUGGUAUAACAGCAGCAUGACGAUCCAAAAUGUCUCCAAGUCUCAUGAAGGAUUUUACAAGUGCAGCAUAUCUGGAGCUGGAGAAUCACCAGAGCGCUGGCUAGCUGUUUUAAAACAAAGUGAAGCACCUUACAAAGAGAUUGAUCUUUCACACAGUCUCGUCCCUAAAACACCCAUUCUGCUGUGGACUGUUGCGAGUGCUUUAUUGGUGGCUCUGUUGGUGGUGGUUAUCUGCCUGCUUCUUCAUAAGAAAUACAAAGUCUUGCAAGAGGAGAACACCUCAGACCCACACCAUGUGACAUAUGCUGUGGUCAGAAAGAAGAGGAAACAGAAAGAUGGAGACAAUUCAAAGGAUCCAGAUGAUGUCCUGUAUGCCACUGUUAAAACGGACUGGAAGAAGAAAGAACCAAAAAUGUCCAGAGCAGACAUCAGACAUCCAUGUUUUCAAGAAGAGACUGUCAUCUAUUCUUCAGUGAGAAAAAACUGA
This is a messenger RNA of Archocentrus centrarchus (flier cichlid), 1092 nucleotides long. Its product is annotated as low affinity immunoglobulin gamma Fc region receptor III-like. The transcript is spliced from 9 exons. Gene Ontology annotation, cellular component: external side of plasma membrane. Gene Ontology annotation, biological process: cell surface receptor signaling pathway; immune response. Lineage: Eukaryota; Metazoa; Chordata; Actinopteri; Cichliformes; Cichlidae. The coding region runs from base 1 to 1092 and encodes 363 amino acids. The record is from RefSeq and is a predicted model, not a curated record. Gene Ontology annotation, molecular function: transmembrane signaling receptor activity.